Messenger RNA from Phytophthora nicotianae INRA-310, 3533 nucleotides. RefSeq lists its product as hypothetical. NCBI's taxonomy places the organism in Eukaryota, Oomycota, Peronosporomycetes, Peronosporales, Peronosporaceae. The coding region runs from base 1 to 2328 and encodes 775 amino acids. The record is from RefSeq and is a predicted model, not a curated record. The transcript has 3 exons.
AUGGGGAUAUCAGGGAUCGGGUUUUCGGUCACCGGGACGUCCGUGGGCGUGGCAGGUGUUGCUGGUACUGGUGCUGCAGAUACGGGCGCACCGGUGACAGGUGUAGAGACUGUAGGUGCUUCGGUUGCUGCCCCGGAAGUGGCUGGUGCCGUAGUGUCAGCGAGUAUCGGAAUGUCCCCAAAAGGGUCUUCUGUCGCUGGCGCUGUACUUAUCGGCGUACUGGUCACCGGUGCCGUAGCAGCGUCAGUGGCUGGCGUAGAAGUUACAGGCGUACCAGGGUCCGGUAUACUGGUUACCGGAGCAGCAGUAGCAGUCGAUGGAGCUGAAGAUACCGGCGUACUAGUGACCGGCGCACUAGUUAUCGGCACUGCACUUGCUGGCGCAGAGGUGGCGGGUGCUGUAGUGUCAGCGAGGAUCGGUAUGUCACCAAAAGGAUCUUCUGUCGCUGGUGCACUUGGAACUGGAACGCUCGUUGACGGUGAACUUGUUGCGGGUGGACUGGUCACUGGUGCACUUGAUACUGGUGAACUUGUUUCUGGUGGAGUCGUUAUUGAUGGAGUUGUUAUCGGUUCACUGGUCGCUGGCGCAUUCGUCGUUGGUAUAUUCGUUACUGGUGCACUUGUUUCUGGUAUGCUCGAUACCGGUGGACUCGUUAUCGGUGCCACUGUUGCUGCCGCAGAAGUUGGAGGAGCCGGAGUGUCGGCAAGGAUCGGAAUGCCACCGAAAGGGUCUUCUGUUGCUGGGGGAGAAGCUACUGGCGUACUAGUGGCCGGCGGUGAAUUCGUUUCCGGUGCACUCACCACUGGUGGACUUGUUACUGGUACGCUUGUUUGCGGGGAACUUGUUAUUGGCUCACUCACUAUCGGUUCGCUCGCCGCUGGUACACUUGUUACUGGCGCACUCGUCACUGGUGUCACCGGUGGGCUCGUUAUCGGCGCCACUGUUGCCGUCGGAGAGGUUGGAGGAGCUGGAGUAUCAGCGAGGAUCGGGACGCCACCAAAUGGGUCUUCUGUCCCAGGUGCGGAAGUCACGGGCGUACUUGUUGUCGCACUCGUUUCUGGUGCACUCGUUACUGGCGCACUGGUAACUGGAGCACUGGUUACUGGAGCACUCGUUACUGGAGCACUCGUUACUGGAGCACUGGUUACUGGAGCACUCGUUUCUGGUGCACUCGUUACUGGCGCACUGGUAACUGGAGCACUGGUUACUGGAGCACUCGUUACUGGAGCACUGGUUACUGGAGCACUGGUUACUGGAGCACUCGUUACUGGAGCACUGGUUACUGGAGCACUGGUUACUGGAGCACUGGUUACUGGAGCACUCGUUACUGGAGAAGAGGUAUCAGGAAUGGGAGUAUCAGCAAGAACGGGAAUGUCAUCAAUAGGAUCUUCUGUCUCCGGUGGUGAAGUUACAGGCGUACUUGUGACAGGUGCCGUUGUGGCAGUCGGUGGAGCACUCGUUGUCGGCGCACUCGUUACUGGUGCACUUGUUAUCGGCGCGCUUGUUUCUGGCGCACUUGUAAUUGGAGAACUCGUUUCCGGCGCACUCGUUACCGGAGCACUGGUCGCUGGAGCACUAGUCACUGGCACACUCGUUAUCGGCACUGGUGUUUCUGGAGCACUUGUUUCUGGCGCACUCGUUACUGGAGCACUCGUUGCUGGCGUUUGUGUUUCUGGAGCGCUUGUUUCCGGUGCUGAUGUUGCUGGCGCGGAGGUGGCAGGAGCUGGAGUAUCAGCAAGAAUAGGUAUUUCGCCGAACGGAUCUUCUGUCGCAGGUGCAGAAGUUGUUGGCGUACUGGUGACCGGAGCACUUCGUUCGUUACCGGUGCACUGGUUACUGGAGCACUCGUUGUCGGCGCUGGUGUUUCUGGGGCACUCGUUACCGGUGCACUGGUUACAGGAGCACUGGUUGCUGGCGCACUCGUUACCGGUGCACUGGUUACUGGAGCACUUGUUGUCGGCGCUGGUGUUUCUGGAGCACUCGUUGCCGGUGCACUGGUUACUGGAGCACUUGUUGUCGGCGCUGAUGUUUCUGGAGCACUCGUUACCGGUCCACUGGUUACAGGAGCACUGGUUGCUGGCGCACUCGUUACCGGUGCACUGGUUACUGGAGCACUCGUUGUCGGCGCUGGUGUUUCUGGAGCACUCGUUACCGGUGCACUCGUUGCUGGCGUUUGUGUUUCUGGAGCGCUUGUUUCCGGUUCUGGUGUUUCUGGCGCACUGGUUACUGGAGCACUCGUUACUGGCGCUUGUGUUUCUGGAGCGCUUGUUUCCGGUUCUGGUGUUGUUGGCGCGGAGGUGGCAGGAGCUGGAGUAUCAGCAAGAAUAGGUAUUUCGCCGAACGGGUCUUCUGUCGCUGGUGGGGACGUAACUGGAGACGUGGUGACGGGUGCUGAAGUUGCCGGCGCCGCGGUAGGUGCCGCAGAAGUAGGAGGAGGUGUCGUGUCCACAAGAAUGGGGAUCUCACCAAAAGGAUCUUCUGUAGCUGGUGGCGACGUGGUGGAAGGUGCUGUCGUCGUCGUUGGCGCCGGCGUUGCUGUUGGCAUUGGCGGUUUAUAUGUAAGUUCACAGUCUCCUGCACUUUCAGUGCAGCAGAUGAUAUUUUGCUGGUUCCAGGCCGACCAUUCUUCCGUGCACGUCGACAUACUCCAGCAGUAUGGCCCCCCGGAUCCUUGAUUUGAUUCUUCGCAACACCACAUGCUCCCUCCAUUGGUAUAUGCGCAACCGUAGUACGCCCUCUGGGUACUGAAACUUGGCGGAGCAACAACCUCAGGAUCUUCGAAUUGGAGGCGACGCUCGUCAUCAGUCAUUGGACUCUGACGAGCUAUAAUAUGAGGUACUUGGCUGCGAUGAGAACGUCCCUGAUCACGAUCACUUUCUAGUUUUGCUGCAGUAAACUCCGAGCACACGCGAUCUCCUCCCUUGCACUUGUAGCCCCGGAAUUGCCACUUUACCAGAGACUCUGGUGUUUCGUCCAGCAGUAAAUGCUGCAGCGAAAAGUAGACAUUCACCCAAGGCAGAUCACGAAUAUACAAGUCGUCGCUGACCUGCUUGUACAUGCCGAUGUGUACUUGGCCUGGGACAUCCAAGAAGAGAUCAACAGCAACCGAGUUCAACACAUCUCGAAUAUCUGGUGAGCGCGCGGAGGCAGUCACCGUGACGGCACUUUGUAUCAGUGCCGCGGUAGCUGCUAACUGCAUCCGUCGCAUUCUACCCGGAUGCCUUCAGCGGUGUUAUGCUCUUCGGAAAAUGACCUUGUGCUACGUUGAGAUGUGAAGGCAGCCAGCUUUGAUCACAUCUGACCCCAAGCUAGGUUCAUACGCAUUUUACUUCCACUACCUGAGCAUUUACGUCGCUUCGUUGCGUCGAUUGGGGAAAACAUUUCCAAAAUGGAACACUCUGCAAGUAGUCGGAGCAAGAGUUCAGUACACCAAAGGCUUGGAGGUGUUGAUGGUGCAAGUCAUUUACUAUUGGUACACAGCUCAACGACGUGUGAGUUCCCUCUUUUUAUAAUAGUAUUUGUUUUGAAACACA